Meriones unguiculatus (Mongolian gerbil) is the source of this 1103-nucleotide messenger RNA. It is a transcript of the gene C1qa, whose product is annotated as complement C1q A chain. The transcript has 3 exons. NCBI's taxonomy places the organism in Eukaryota, Metazoa, Chordata, Mammalia, Rodentia, Muridae. Bases 168 to 905 code for a protein of 245 amino acids. Gene Ontology annotation, molecular function: protein binding. The record is from RefSeq and is a predicted model, not a curated record.
GAGGGGGAGGGGGCUGGAAAACCAAGGUACUGGACCGGUCUGGGUCUGAGCAGCCGAGGCAGGGAAGAACAACGUUGCCGCUAACCGGUUCUGUGCAAGGGUGGAUGGGACAGGGACACUGACAUAGCACCCAGAAGAGGGUCCCCGUGUGUCUCUGCAGGGACAUCAUGGAGACCUCUGGAGGAUGGCUGGUGGCCUGCGUGCUGGCCAUGACCCUGCUAUCGACGGUGGCUGAGGAUGUGUGCCGAGCACCCAACGGGAAGGAUGGGGUUCCAGGAAAACCAGGUCGCCCAGGGAGGCCGGGUCUCAAAGGAGAGCGAGGGGAACCAGGAGCUGCUGGCAUCCGCACGGGUAUCCGAGGCCUUAAAGGAGAACAGGGGGAGAAUGGACCCCCUGGCAAACCCGGGAAUAUGGGUAUCCCAGGGCCCAUUGGGCCCAUGGGGAACAGCGGCCCCCAAGGACCGAAGGGCAUUAAAGGCAACCCGGGCAACAUCAGGGACCAGCCCCGGCCGGCUUUCUCGGCUGUCCGGCAGAACUCCCUGUCAGCUGGCAACGUGGUCAUCUUCGACAAGGUCAUCACCAACCAGGAGCAGCCAUACCAGAACACCACGGGCCGCUUCACCUGUGCCGUGCCCGGCUUCUAUUACUUCACCUUCCAAGUGGUCUCCAAGUGGGACCUUUGUCUGUCUAUCGUGUCCUCCUCCAGGGGCCAGAUCAGGAACAACCUGGGUUUCUGUGACACCAACAGCAGGGGCCACUUCCAGGUGUUAUCGGGGGGCACUGCACUCCAGCUGCAGAGAGGGGACCAGGUGUGGAUCGAGAAGGACCCCACGAAGGGUCGCAUUUACCACGGCACCGAAGCCGACAGCAUCUUCAGCGGAUUCCUUAUCUUCCCGUCAGCCUGAGCUGGGGAGCCGUCCCCACACCCCGCACUCCCUGCCGGGGGAGGGGGGCACCACCCUGUGCCCCUUCUCUCUUCACUCUGCCAAGCGAAGAGGCUCGUGGGGGGGCUGGCUCCGAGGGCCCUGAGGACUGAUGUCUCUCUGCACACGGCCUGGCCGUUUCUUCAAGCACUUUCUGGAAUAAAUGACCCUGUUUGUGUC